Messenger RNA from Nematolebias whitei (Rio pearlfish), 2280 nucleotides. Its product is annotated as leucine-rich repeat and immunoglobulin-like domain-containing nogo receptor-interacting protein 2. Bases 59 to 1900 code for a protein of 613 amino acids. Lineage: Eukaryota; Metazoa; Chordata; Actinopteri; Cyprinodontiformes; Rivulidae. The transcript is spliced from 2 exons. The record is from RefSeq and is a predicted model, not a curated record. Gene Ontology annotation, cellular component: plasma membrane. Gene Ontology annotation, molecular function: protein binding.
GAGUGAGGAGCAGAUAUGGCUGAGGGGAUGAUUGCUUCAGAUUGUGAACCGUGACAGAAUGGUGGACUGUAUGAGCAAAGUCAUGCCGCACACAGUCGUCUCCUGCUGGCAGCCGUUCCUGGGACUGGCUCUUGUGGCUGUCUUUGUGGGUUCGAGCUUCGGAUGUCCUUCCCGCUGUGAGUGUUCAGCGCAGACCAAGGCAGUUGUCUGUCACCGGAAGCGCAUGCUCUCCAUCCCAGAUGGCAUUCCAACAGAGACCAGAAUUCUGGACUUGAGUAAAAACAAGAUGACCAUGAUCAACCCUGAUGACUUUAUUGCCUUUCCUGGGCUUGAAGAACUUGAUCUGAGUGGAAAUCUUAUCAGCUACGUUGAGCCUGGAGCGUUUCAUGCCUUGUUUAGCAUGCACUCACUCAGUCUUAAGAGUAAUCGUAUAAAGCUCAUUCCUCUGGGGGUCUUCACAGCCCUAACAAAUCUUACCCAACUAGAUAUAAGUGACAAUAAGAUUGUCAUCCUUCUGGAUUAUAUGUUCCAAGACUUGCAUAAUCUGAGGUCUUUGGAAGUCGGUGACAAUGAUCUGGUUUAUAUUUCUCACCGUGCAUUUAGUGGACUUUUAAGCUUGGAGACACUAACUUUGGAAAGAUGCAACCUUACAGUUGUACCCACCGAGGCUUUAUCCCACUUGCACAACCUGGCCAGCCUCCAUCUGCGUUACCUCAGCAUUAGCACUUUGCAUCCAUACUCGUUCAAAAAGCUUUUCCGUCUGCGGCAUUUAGAAAUUGAUUACUGGCCUUCACUGGACCAUGUGCCAGCUAAUACCCUUCAUGGACUAAACCUUACAACACUGUUUAUAACCAACACCAACCUGUCCACUUUCCCCUACCAAGCCCUUAAACAUCUGCCCUACCUGACUCGUCUCAACCUGUCCUACAACCGCAUCAGGCACAUUGAAGGGGGCAUGCUCACUGAGCUUGUUCGGCUGAGAGAGUUGCAUCUAGUUGGAGCUCAACUAACGUCUAUAGAACCAUUUGCAUUUCAAGGCCUGCGGGGUCUCAAAGUCCUCAACGUCUCUUACAAUCGACUGGAUACGUUGGAAAAGGGUGUGUUCCAAUCUACUGAAGCGCUGGAGGUCCUUCUGAUUGACAACAACCCUUUAGUAUGUGACUGCCGCCUCAUGUGGAUUCUACAGAAAAAGCAUUCCAUCUUUUUCGGAGACUCCCAACCAGAAUGCAGCACACCUGAUGGAAUACGUGGACAACCAUUUAAGGAAUUUAAGGAAACUCUACUGUCUUAUUAUGUGACUUGCACCAAGCCAAAAAUUCGUGAGAAUAAGACACACACCUACACUGUGGAUGAAGGCCAGCCGGCAAUGUUACGCUGCAGUGCUGAAGGGACUCCAAGGCCAAGUGUGUCAUGGCUGUCUCCCCGCCGACGAGUUCUGACAAGUAGGAGCCAUGGAAGACUGAUGGUGCACAACAAUGGCACACUAGAGAUUAAGUCAGCGGAGAUGCAAGACAGUGGAGUGUACCUUUGCCUUGCUUCUAACACAGCUGGAAAUGACACCCAGAUGGCUUCAUUGGCAGUGAAAAGUCUUGGAUCGCUGUAUGCUAACAGGACCCAGCAAUACACAGAUCCCAGCAAUACCACUGUCAAUGGAACAGCCGGCGUGAGCCUAGGUUUGGAUCUUAAGACUAUUUUGGUGUCAACAGCUAUGGGUUGUUUCACAUUCUUGGGAGUGGUCUUGUUUUGCUUCUUGCUCCUUUUUGUUUGGAGCAGAGGGAAAGGAAAACAUAAAAACAACAUUGACGUGGAGUAUGUACCUCGGUCAAAGUCCAAUGGCACCAAUGUUGAUUCAGCAGAGGGACAAGUCGGUCCUCGUCGUUUUAACAUGAAGAUGAUGUGAGUUUAUAUGAAUAUAUGCACAGAGUGAAAAAGAGACACAUGCAAAGAGAACGUGAACAAGACGGGGUUCAUGAAAAUGCACAAAGUAAAAGUAUUUUUUAAAAAGAAGAUGAAAGGAUUGGUUCUGAACAUCUUUCAGGUAUCCUAACUAAAUGGGAAGUAUCCUGUUACUGGGUUUUGACAUAAUUGUUGGAUAAAGUAUUUUAAACACGACAGAGUACAGCAGUUAGAUAAAUGUGCACAACUGCUUGGACAAGGAAUGGAAAUAUUUGUCAUCAUGGAGACCUGAAGAAAAAACAGUCGUGUAUAUCUCUCUGAAAUUUGUAUGCCCAGAUGAAGCCCUUGGUUUGGGGCUGACUACAGACUCUGAUAAACAAUGUA